AUGUUCAGUUCACUUCUACCGCGUCCCAAACACUCGAACUACGAUCCACAGCUCCACUACAGAACAUCACCACAAAACAGUCUUCGGAACAACAAUUCCAUUAAUAUCUUACAUAACCCCGAUUCCACCACAGUCACUACUCUAGAUACAUAUCAAAAUAGCUCCACUGCAAAAAAUUACGAUGCCACUAUCCCUCUCAAGGUCAGGUUCCCCAACUUGGUACACAACUUCCCUCGACCUCCACCUGACCCAGCCAUAAUUGAAGAAACACGAGCUAUAUUUACGGCAUUACUCGAAGCAAAAAUGGGAACACAGAAGAAAGAACAAACAACAUACAUAAACUACACUGAAAACACUUCUUCACAAGAUGAUGUCGCUGCUGAUAACGGUGCAGAUGGCAAGAUCAUCCAGAUUGAAACAAUGCAACAAGAUCCGUUACUCCCGCCAAAGCACAAACUCCGCAAGAACCGACAUGAACGACAUGAUCAAGAGCAAGAAGUGGGACCCAUUUUGAAGAAAGCAGCUAAGGUUUCAAAGGAGGAUCGACAGAAAUGGAACAUUCCAGCUGCGAUUUCCAAUUGGAAGAAUAAUUCCGGGUUCACUAUCGCUUUGGAUAAGCGAGUCAUUGGCGCGGGUGGAGCUGCUGGUAGAGAAUCUGGCAAAGUUGAUGCUGAGUUGUUGAAUGUUGAGAAAUUUAGUGCUUUGAAUCAAGCUUUAAACAAUGCUGAAGUUCAAGCUCGAGAAGAUAUCAUACGUCGCAAUGAGGUUCGUCAACAAUUAGAAUCAAACGAAAAGAGACAACGAGAGGAAAAAAUCAAGGAAAUUGCCAAUAGGAGUAAACGAAGAAGAUACUAA
Molecule: messenger RNA, 855 nt
Organism: Lodderomyces orthopsilosis Co 90-125
Lineage: Eukaryota; Fungi; Ascomycota; Pichiomycetes; Serinales; Debaryomycetaceae
Gene: PRP45
Product: mRNA splicing protein
Exons: 1
Coding region: 1-855 (284 amino acids)
Biological process (GO): mRNA splicing, via spliceosome
Cellular component (GO): spliceosomal complex
Source: RefSeq, a predicted model, not a curated record